Striga hermonthica is the source of this 643-nucleotide messenger RNA. Lineage: Eukaryota; Viridiplantae; Streptophyta; Magnoliopsida; Lamiales; Orobanchaceae. The record is from the annotation of a GenBank genome assembly.
ACCCCCAGGACAGCAGCAGCAAUGUGGAGCACCCGCCCAUAUUUACGCGCUUGACCAGGACCAGGCCGCAGGGCAGCCAGGUACCAUGUCUGGCUUGUUAUCUUUGUUCCAUACUCCAGUCUUCGCUUUAUUCGAUACCGGGGCGACCCGUUCAUUCAUCUCGGCCAAGUGCUUGUCUGCCUUAGGGGCCCAGGGAGUGAGUACUGUUGACGCUCUCGAGAUCAGUCUCGCAUCGGGAAGGAAGAUAGUUACGAGUUCCCUGGCCAAGAACCUUAACAUCGAUAUCGGGGGCCGAGCUCUUGUCGUAGACGCGUUUGUGAUUGAUAUGAAUGACUUUGAUUUAAUUCUUGGCAUGGAUUGGUUGGCGAGAUACGAAGCAGACAUCCGGAGACAAGGUGUUCCUGAAAGUCACGCCGAUGAAGGGUGUUGUACGAUUCGGAAGAAGGGAAAGCUGCAGCCCCGAUUCAUAGGGCCAUUCGAUAUUCUCGAACGAUUUGGCGAUAUUCUCGAACGAUUUGGCGUGACAGCCUACCGUCUGGCGUUACCCCCAGAGCUCUCGGGUGUACACAACGUCUUCCAUGUGUCUAUGUUGAGAAAGUAUGUAUACGACCUGAGCCAUGUAGUGAACUUUGACGAGCUAGAG